This is a messenger RNA of Gadus morhua (Atlantic cod), 1941 nucleotides long. RefSeq names its product centrosome and spindle pole-associated protein 1-like. The record is from RefSeq and is a predicted model, not a curated record. Gene Ontology annotation, biological process: positive regulation of cytokinesis. NCBI's taxonomy places the organism in Eukaryota, Metazoa, Chordata, Actinopteri, Gadiformes, Gadidae. Gene Ontology annotation, cellular component: microtubule; spindle pole; centrosome. The transcript has 13 exons. The coding region runs from base 184 to 1941 and encodes 585 amino acids.
UUCCCAACCUCAGCGCACCAACCCUUUACCAAUGCGAGUUAACAUUAUAUCACCCGUUAAGGAGUUUUGACUAACACAACAGUUCUCAUCUGGCUUCACAGCACCUGUUCUGUUGCCCAUGGUCACCGUUUUAAGAAAUGUGUUAUUUAUAUAAUAUUAUUUAUAGUCCCGGUCGGCGGAUUUAUGAGGAUGGCGAUGAAGCACGAUGCGGACGCAGAUGAUGAUCCACCCUACAUGGUGAUCAAGACCAGAGACGACCACAGAGACCACAACUUUAGCAGAUCCGAACCUCCUCAACACAUAUCUUCUGUCCCUGGCCGAGGGGAUAUGUUUGGCAUGGCUUUCCAACUGGGAGAGGAAUACGAAAAGAAGAAGAAGAAACUUCAACAGGAGCUUCGGUUGGACUACAGGAGCUUUGUUUCCAAGAAAACAGACCUAAAUUUGAAUCAUCCCUCCACUCAACCCGAAACCCUGUCCUUGCUCUUUGACGAGCGGAAGUCGGCUAAGGAGAAGCUGAGGGACGAGAGGAAGAAGGAGUACAACCUAUUCCUCAAGGAGCAGGAAGGACUCAAAUCGGGCGUCUCGAAGAGACAGUCCAGCCUCCCUUCUAAGUCGUCCCCAUGGGGGCUCGACACGGACCCCUUGCCGCGGUCAGCGGGCGCGUCCCCCGUCCUGUUGCCCGACCACCACCAGCACUCUGACGACGGUUUCCACGACGACCCGCCUCCUCCGGCCAGGCGGGGGCGGUCCACGCCGCAGGAGGAGGACGGAGGCGGGCCGUAUCCCAGACGACGGCGGCGGCAGUGGGAGGUGGGCCGUGAGGCGGGGGAGACCCCCGCGGUGGUGGUGCUGAGGGGCGGAGCCUAUGAGAGGAGGAGACCCCCAAGGAGGAGGGGUAGGAGGAAGAGCCGGGCGGAGUACAGCUCCGAGGAGGAAGAGGAGGAGACGGCGAGCGGCGAGGAGGAGGAGCUGGAGUACGGCGGGAAGGAGUACGACCAGGGGACGGACGGAGGGCGCGGGGGGGCGGGGCGCCGGGAGGGGAGGAGGAAGGAGGACAGAGCAGACAGGCGUCAGAGGAGCAGGAAGGAGGACCACCUCGUCCCCCCCCAUCAGGCCACCAGGGGGGGGGGCGUCCUGAAGCCCCGGUCAGCAACCUCCAGCAUGAAUCGACCCGCUACCGACCCCUUGGCCAUGAUGACCACGGAGCGCGCGAGGUCCGCGGCACCCCGGCCCCGCGCCGAGGCGGUCGCCACCGGACUGGCGAUUGGGGCGGUGGAAGGGAGCGAGGUCGCUCAGAUGAAGAAGGAGCGCUACCGCCUGGAGCUGCUGGAGCAGAUGGCCGAGAAGCAGAGGAGCAAGAGGAGGGAGAAGGACCUGGACAUGAGGUCGAUCACCACUGGGGCUUCAGACCCUGAGAAGAAGCCUGACCGCUUCGCCCAGCUUGGGUCCUCCACCCCCCGGUACGACGUCCUAGGACGGGGGCCUCCCCAGGGGGACCAGAGGGAGGCCCCGGGGGCCGAGGCCCCCCUGGAGAGGUGGCCCCCCCCGGGGAGGCCGCGGGUCGGCUUCUCCAUCCCGGGGUCGGCGCCCGUCAGGGGGGUGGCGGGGCCGGGGGUGCUGGUUCCCCCGCUGCCCCCCUCCACCCAGGAGUUCCACCGGAGCAUGUCCACCGCGCUGGGGGAGAUGGCCGCCCCGAGACCGGUGGGCCUGCCCCCUCUGAUACCGCCCGCUCUGACGGACUCCUACCGGACGCCCUACGACGAGGCCUACCGCUACUACGGAGCACGGGACCCCCUGGACCCCAACCUGCCCUACUGUCAGUACCUACUGCAUACACAAUCGAGACCCCCUGGACCCCAACCUCCUACUAUAACCCUCAUCAUGGUGGGGGAGCUGGAGGAGGAGGAGGAGGGUACCAGCCUUUGGCCCCUGGCCCCCUAG